AUGGCAUCCAUAACGAAACCGUCGCUGCUUCCGCAGUGCACAUCGUGCAUACGAAGGGUGACGCGGCGGGGGCUGGAUCGAUGGGGCCAGCAGCAGCAGAUUCGCAAUAUAUCCAAGGCAGCGAAGGAGGCGGAGCGCAACAUUGUCGUUAAGUUGCUGCAGGACAUCCCGCGAUUCGGGCGCGCAGGCUCGUAUGUUCCCAUCAACCCAGCCCUCAUGCGAAAUAAAUGGUUUCCCGCGCGCGUCGCCAACUACGUACCCAUCCUGCAACUGAAGCAAUUGAAGGCUCAAGAUGUGGAUAUGACCCGCGACGCUACAUUCGGAGUCAAGGUAGCAUUGGAGGAAAUUGAAGAUGAUGUAGAAAUUGCGCAAAAGCCGAAACAGCACUAUGUGCGGCCAAUUGAGCUUGAACUGCUCAGUGCCGAGCGAUCCAUGGAGCUCAUCGAUACCUUCGUACCGCCCACGAUCGACUUCGCACGGCAGCUCAUCGAGCAGGAGAAGACAGACGCGAAACGAUAUGGUGCUUCCGCUGCGGCAGACAUCUUGAACGCGGCUAUGUCGGCGAGCAAACCUAAGCCUUUGGAAAAUGCAAUUUACGGAUCGGUGUCCACGGCAGAUAUUGUCGCGACGAUCAAGUCUGCACUUGCCCACAACGACGAGGCGGCCCGCGUUCUCCUCUCGGAAAGCGACGUCGACUUUGUGAGUGGUCACGAAGAAGGCGAUACCUCCAAAGUGAAGCAGUUGGGCACGUUCAAGGUAGAGAUCAGAGUUCAAGGAGCCGCGCAGCCUUUGACCAGACAAGUUCGGGUUCGGGCGAAGGAAUAG
Molecule: messenger RNA, 825 nt
Organism: Didymosphaeria variabile
Lineage: Eukaryota; Fungi; Ascomycota; Dothideomycetes; Pleosporales; Didymosphaeriaceae
Exons: 3
Coding region: 1-825 (274 amino acids)
Biological process (GO): translation
Cellular component (GO): ribosome; mitochondrion
Molecular function (GO): structural constituent of ribosome
Source: RefSeq, a predicted model, not a curated record